Messenger RNA from Camelina sativa (false flax), 796 nucleotides. RefSeq lists its product as uncharacterized. NCBI's taxonomy places the organism in Eukaryota, Viridiplantae, Streptophyta, Magnoliopsida, Brassicales, Brassicaceae. The record is from RefSeq and is a predicted model, not a curated record.
UCCCGUUUGAUUCUCGCAAUGUUUGAUGUAAUUUUCAGAUCAACAAGACAAGGUGAUGAUGAUCGUCGUGUUGUUUUUCAUCAUCAUCUUAAUUGUACAUAGAGAACAACAAAACAGGGAUGAAGAAUAUGAGCGUAUCAGAAACUAUGUCCCGGAUAUUAUAAUACCAUCUAUGGAUUUAGUGCUUAAUCUGACGGAGACUCGUCGUAGUGUUAAAUGGGAUUUAGUGAUCAGGAUCCCUUCAGACCUUCCUGGUUACUAUACGUGUCUCAAAGGAUCUUUUCAGACUUUCAUACUUUACCAAGGUGUUAACAUCGCUAAUUCAUCAUUGAGUUACAAUCUGAUACCAAAUUGGCCUCAGCUGCUUAAUACGUCAUCGGUUGCUUUCGAAGGUGAUAUGGACAGUGUGGUUGUGAAAGACAUUAUGGAGGAUAUUAAGGAAAGAAGAGACAUGCGGUUCGGAACACAAUUGCUUUUUCCGGAUUGCAGAUCUGGAAGGACGAUGAACUAUACGUGUGAUGAAACCGCGUUGCGGUUCGAGCCUGGCUCUCAGAGGAAGGCAGCUACGUUUGAAAAAACCUCCCCUGUAUGCCACUAUAUUCGCCCUUAAUUAUUUUUUCAUCAAUAUUGCUUCCUCUUUUUUUUUUUUUAGUUUGCAGAUGUUGGACCUUCUUCUUUUGCGUUUCGAUAUAUGAAAUUGUAGCACAUCGGACAUCCAAUGUUACACAUUUACACUCUUUUACACUAUGUAAUAUCUUUCUUUUUUUGGACAAACAUUGGGUAAUUUUUGAUAUAA